AUGGCUGCAUCACAGUUGAUCCUGCAGCGGUACACUGACCUGAUCAAUAGUGGCAAUCUCGAUGCUGCAUUCAACUAUCUUUCCGAGGACGUCGUCUACGUCACGUGGCUUGGCGUGGUCGAAGGGAAGGACAAUGUGGUAACAUUUUUGCGUGAUAACGUACGCUUCCUGCACUUCACCAAGAACUUCAAUCGCUGGAGGCAAGUACAGCAUUGCCUGGACGCGGACCUGAGCCGGGGCUUCGAUGACUCUGGUGUCGGCGACUCGAACCUCUUCAACCGUGACGGGUAUGACGUGCAGGGGUACGCGAGCUUUGAGCGAGAUGGCAUGAUCGCAAAGAUAGUGAAGCUCUCCAUGCAGAAAACGCGUGUGAAGGAAACGGUUGUGAUUCGCGACAACAAGGUGGUUUUAGUCACCUUGAUGGAGCGCCUGUGA
Molecule: messenger RNA, 435 nt
Organism: Leishmania mexicana MHOM/GT/2001/U1103
Lineage: Eukaryota; Euglenozoa; Kinetoplastea; Trypanosomatida; Trypanosomatidae
Exons: 1
Coding region: 1-435 (144 amino acids)
Source: RefSeq, a predicted model, not a curated record